Messenger RNA from Pyricularia grisea, 2695 nucleotides. RefSeq lists its product as uncharacterized. Bases 313 to 1980 code for a protein of 555 amino acids. Gene Ontology annotation, biological process: P-body assembly; cytoplasmic stress granule assembly. Gene Ontology annotation, cellular component: P-body. Lineage: Eukaryota; Fungi; Ascomycota; Sordariomycetes; Magnaporthales; Pyriculariaceae. The record is from RefSeq and is a predicted model, not a curated record. Gene Ontology annotation, molecular function: mRNA binding. The transcript has 4 exons.
GGUCGGACCUAAUCCUUGGCGUCGCCAGAGUUCAGCCUCCUCCAAAUCGACUUUUCAUCCUCGCUAAAUUUGUCCUUUCAUUCUUCACCGUUGCACAAUUUUCCUUGACCUCACGAUCCGUCUCUUUCCAUUCGAACAUAUCCAGCAUUUCUUCAUUUCGCAGCUGCUAGCAAUUGGAGUUGUUUUCGUAUUUCGUCACGUUUUCCCCGUUCACGCGAUUUGAAUUUUUUUUUUUCGCAGAAGCUGCAACUGCAGCUCUUUUCUUAAACCCGCCUCAAGCUUCGAUCUGAAGCUUACCGUCAUCUGGCCACGAUGUCAGAAUUCUUAGGAUCUCGCAUAUCUCUUAUAUCCAAGAGUGACAUUCGCUAUGUCGGCGUGCUUCACGAGAUCAACUCCGAAGAGUCGACAGUGUCUUUAGAGAAUGUCAAGUCUUUUGGCACAGAAGGUCGCAAGCGCGAUGCUGGGAAGCCAGCUGAAGAGAUUGCUCCAUCCGAUCAGGUCUAUGAAUACAUCGUGUUCCGCGGCAGCGAUGUGAAGGAUUUGCGGAUUGAACAGGCGCCCGUGGUCAAGGAACAGGCACCACCCGCUGUACCUGAUGAUCCUGCUAUUGUCGGAGCGCGACCCCGCCCAGGAGCUGCGCCCGCAGGACCCCCUGCUGGACCUCCAGGCGGUCCUCAUGGCCACCAUCCGCCUCCAUUCCCCGGUGCACCUUACUAUGGAAAUUGGAAUGGUCAAGGGGGACCGGCUGGUCCUGGCGGACCAGGAGGUCCAGCAGGUCCAGGCGGCCCUGGUUUCAACGGAUUCCCGUAUCCUCCCCCACCGAAUUGGUUCCCACCACCUGGUCAAGCUUUCCCCCCUGGACCGGGCCCGUGGAACAACUAUGGAAUGCCGCCUCCGGGAGCACACCAUCCCCCCGGCCCUGGUGGUCCUGGGCCACGACAGCCACAGCAGGGACCACAGCAGCCGCAGCAGCAACAGGAGCAGAAGCCUGCCCCGAUUGGUGCGAGGGGUGACAAGGCUAGGACCGAGUCCCCUGCUGCACAGCAACCUCAGGCAAAACCGCCUGGUGGAGCAUCAGCUGCCAAUCAGUCAGCACCCACCCCACCUGUUGACUCCAAGCCGUCUGUCGAGGAAGUGAAGGCAACGGCUGCCUCACUGAACCAGUCUGGUUUCAAUGCUGGAGCAUCUAGCGCCAAUAAGCAAAUCCCCACUGGACCCAAAGGCACACGAAUCACCCCAGCGGUCCCUCUGCCGGCCGCUCUCACCCAAAAGUCCGCUCAGCAAACGGUUGGCGUUGCCGGAGUCGUAUCAAACAACAAGCCUACAAAUGCCGCAAACACAGCAGCAGCUAUUAGGGACGCCACUCAAGCGGCAAAAGCUGCUGUUGCUGUGGCUAUGGCUAACAUGGAGCGUGGUGAUAACGCUGUUCCUCAAGCCACAGCCCAGCCUUCUAAUGGAAACACCAUGGAUAAUCUGACCAACAAAGUAAACGAGAUGAGGGUCAAUGCUACUAGGGGAGGUGGCCGUGGAGGACGCGGCCGUGGCGGUCCGCGCCAGGCCAAGGUUGAGGUUCCUGAUUCGGACUUUGACUUUGCUUCAGCCAACGCCAAAUUCAACAAAGAUGAUCUUGUCAAGGAGGCCAUCGCAGGUGAUGAGGCCCCAACCGCGCCAGCAGCCACGAACGAAGACCCGGCUGCUCCGCCAGCGUAUAACAAAGCUUCGUCUUUCUUUGACAAUAUCUCUAGUGAGGCGAAGGACCGUGCGGAGAACGGUGGUCAAAAGCCCGGCGGACGCGAGUGGCGUGGUGAGGAGCAACGUAGAAACAUGGAGACGUUCGGCCAGGGCAGCGUCGAUGGAGGCAAUCGGUACGGUGGCUACCGGGGCCGCGGCCGUGGUCGCGGCGGCAUGCGUGGGAGGGGUGGUAAUGGCGGGCGUGGACGUGGCUUUCGUCGUGGCGACGGCCAGGCUACGGCUCAGUAGAGUUUGACGUUCCGGUCGUCCAGUAAACUCUCGACAAGUCAAUCGACAUAUGGCAUUCCAAGGCCCAAAUCGUGAGACCUUGUCCGCUUCUAAGGCCGAGAGCGAGUCACUUUGAUUUAUCCUCAUAAUUAUGUUACGAUUCACUUUGCAACCAGAAGCUGCACUCAAAGCCUCCCCGAUUCCACCUGCUCUCAUCUUUCUAAAAACGCAAUGCCUCUUUUAGGCCAACAUUACUCUCCCAAAUACCUGUCGUGCGCGACAUGAGAAGAUCGGACCAGAAGCAACUAUCAAUCAGCAAACAAGUGCGCACUACGGAUUACUACAACCAUUCUUGGCCAACAGGAGAAGUAGUUCGGUGCUUUGGAUUUCAUCGUCGACUCGAGGACGCUGGAAAACAGCGUCUGUUUCCUACAAAAUGUGUAUUACUAGUACAGGGAGGCGGCAGCCUGGUCUUAGUGGGCAAAUGCACCCUACUCCUCUUACGGACGGUAUAUCAGCCACAACGCUGGUUAUAGGCUGAAGCAGGGCGGCAACACAUAAUUAUUCUUUCAAGGUCCCGGCGCAGGGGAAUGCACCAGCGUUUUGUACAUAAUGUUUUAAGGCAAGAAAAGGCCUGCGACGUGGGAAGUAGGGACAAUUGGGAGCGACGCAGGCGGAUAACGAACUUCUGACGAGUAUUGAGGCAAUGAAAAAGCGUUGCUAUUCGAAUUUGCAU